AUGCCUGCUGCAUUUACAGCAACAUCGUCGCAUUGGUCCAAUGAUCAAUUUGAAUUGAUGGAAAGUGGUGAAGUACGGAAUAAAGUCACAAAAGAAGGGAUUUCCAAGCAAGAAAUACGACAACAUGGUGAAGAAAUUUUACGUGGUCUGAUUGAUACAGUUCAUACCCGAAUGUUGCAAGAAUUAUUAUUCCUGGAACAAGCCAUUCCACCGCUUGAAUUUGAGCGAAGCUCCGUGGAAUCAGGAUUUGAUCCGGGGGCGAGUACAACUGGUAGUCAUGUCAGUAUGGGAAGCUCUGUACGGUCGAGUUCAUCUAGUAUUUGCUCGACCAAUGAUGGAUUUCGGAUGAUGAUUGACACGGAUGAACCACGGUGUAUUUUUCACACGAGUAAAAACUUUAGUGUUGCGGAGAAGUUGUUGGUGUAUGUCUGUUCUUUUCGAGGAUUAAGUUGUGGUAUUUGGAGUCGUAGUGUUUUACUCAAGGAUGGAGUUCAAGUGGGUUCAAUGCUACCGUAUUUCCAAAAAGCUAUUGCUGCUGGAUAUGGAAUUUUAGUCAUGAAUCCAAACAUGAAUACGCAGUUGAUGGUGACAUCCGAUGGAACUGUAGAGAAAAUGCCGAUUCGAGGCUCUAGUGAUGCUGAAGAGCAUUGUGACCAUGUGUGGCGGAACUAUAUUUUCCCGUCUGCAGCUCAUAAAGUACACUUUAUUGCUUAUGGAUAUGGUGGUGUCUUAGUGACGCAGUUGAUCGCCAAGUACCGCUUUGAACUGAAGAGUCGAUUGGGUAAUGUGGCUUUUAUUGAGAGUUCGCACAAGAUUGCCCCGUCAUGGAACUCUGGUUUUAAACGGUUCUUCUCGCAGCAUAGUAUACUAUGGUCGAGGUCAGAAUUUCCUCUCAACACAGAACUUAGUCGUGAUGCGACAGCUUUUACGGUAAGUAGAGGUCCUAGUGGUAUUGGAACAACAUCAAGCAGUGACGAUAUGUUGUCGGCGAAUGCAUCGUCGCCGCAAUCACGCUCUCCCGAUAGUUCCUGUGCUGCGCAGAUGUCAAGUUUUGGCUGCAUUUGCUUGUCUGCAGGACCUUGUGAAGGUGCGAACGAAAGUCCAGCGUAUACAACAAAAGCGGUGCUGGAUACUGUGUUUGCGUUCUUGGCGUCACCUACACCUUAUGAGUUCCAGCGUCGUGCAGCACGUGAAAUGCGUUUAGACACAUUAUUGGAGGAGCAGCAGCAGAAGAAAGCUAAUAGACAAGGUGGCUACGGCGGGGAUGGUGGGCAAGAUGCAGAGAGUGAAUGCAUACGUCGGGAUCAACCUUUACGCGUACCGAAGCAGCCAGCGCACGAUGCAGUACUUGGUGGUGCCGCUGGAAGUGCUUCUCGCGAGCUAAAGCCGCGUGAAUACGACUCUUUGACAAUUGACGAUUUCGACCUGUUGCGCGUCGUUGGUCGCGGUGCCUUUGGUAAAGUAAUGCUGGUCCGACGUAAGAUACCGCAGCAACGGAAGGGAGCGCGAUUAUUAAGUCCUGGCACUAUGAUGGCGAUGGGUAUGACGCCGCAGCAGAUUGCAAGUGCCACAGGUGGCGAGAAUGGCAAAGUUUACGCUAUGAAGGUGAUCAAGAAGGCUGCUGUGUUUGCAAAGAAUCAAGUAGAACACACGAAGACGGAACGGCGUAUUUUGCAGGGCGUGGAUCACCCGUUCAUGGUGAAGCUACGGUACGCGUUCCAGAAUGAUGCAAAGCUUUACUUUGUGAUGGACUUUUACAACGGAGGCACGCUGCACUUUCACCUGCGUCGUGCGAUGCAUUUUGACGAAGUGCGUACUCGAUUCUACUCAGCGCAGCUCGUGUUAGCCAUCUCGCACCUGCACACGUACAACAUUGUGUACCGCGAUCUCAAGCCGGAGAAUAUUUUGUUGGACGACAAGGGUUUCAUCGCACUUACUGACUUUGGUCUAUCGCACGACCACUUUGAUAGCAAGGACGGUAUGCAAACUUUCUGUGGUACGCCCGAGUACAUUGCGCCCGAGCUCAUUCGCCGUGUGUCGUACGGCAAGGCAGUGGAUUACUGGUCACUGGGCAUUCUCAUCUUUGAGAUGCUUGCAGGCUACACGCCGUUCUACCACGCAAAUCGUAAGCGCAAUUUUCAGAACAUUGUGAAGCUUCCUUUGCGGUUCCCGUCCGAGUUUUCCGAUGAUGCCCGAUCUUUGCUGCGUGGCUUGAUUUGCCGUAACCCAGCGAAGCGACUCGGUUCUGGUCCGUGUAGUGCUCAAGAAAUCAUGGACCACCCGUUCUUCUCCGACGUAGAUUGGGAGAAGCUCUAUAAGCGUGAUGUGCCUGUGCCAUUCCGGCCUGUAGUCAAGUCGGACGGCGAGGUGAACAACGUGCCUGAAUUCUUCAAACGACAGGAAGUCAUAGACUCGGUGGUUUCAGACGCACCGAUUGGAAAGAGUCACGUUUUCCAGGGAUUCUCGUACACUGAUCCGUACAAUCUGUAG
This is a messenger RNA of Peronospora farinosa, 2490 nucleotides long. NCBI's taxonomy places the organism in Eukaryota, Oomycota, Peronosporomycetes, Peronosporales, Peronosporaceae. The record is from the annotation of a GenBank genome assembly.